AAUUUUUAAAUUAAAUGUUUAAAGUCAAUUCACAAAGUAGUAGUGUAAACAAUAAAAUUUUUUACAGUAUUUGUCUUGUUAAAAAAAUUUUUGUUCAUUACAAUUAGGUAUUAUAUUAUUAUUUUUCUAUUUAACGAAGAACACAUUCGAAAUGAAUAAAGAAUUGGACGAUUUUCAACAAGUGCAACAUUCAGAACAACGAGAAUAUUCGACAAAAGAGUUGAUAGAAAAAUUUAAGGCUAAAGAACACGAAAGAAGAAAAGAAGAAGAGAAAAGAGAAGAGUUAAUUAGAAAAAAUUUCCAAACACAAUCAAAUCCAAGUGUAAUUAUUUUAGGAGCAGGUUCCGCAGGAAUCGCCGCAGCAUCAAGACUUUUCGAAAAUGGUUUUAAAAACGUAAAAAUUCUCGAAGCUGAAAACAGAAUUGGAGGACGAGUUUUUACCACUAAAUUCGACGAUUAUCUGGUGGACAUUGGAGGACAAUGGGUGAAUGGAGAAGUGGGAAACGUCGCCUUCGAUCUGGCUUGGCCUCUUGGUUUAUUGGAAAAAGGAAAAGCAGAUUGGUCAUCGGAUUCUAAUGAAGAAUUAAUCGAUUCAUCCGGGCAUAUUUUAGAUAAAUCAGAGAAAGCUGAUCUUCUUCAAUUUCAUAAGGAUGUUGAAAAGAAAUUGGAAGAAUAUAUUGACGACAACGAAAAUGCUUCCAUUGGCGUAAAAUAUAAAUACGAACUUGAGAAAUUUGUAAAAUCGCAUCCAAAGUGGAGGGAAAAUAAAAAGGGAUUGACAAAUGCGUACAAUCGAAUGACAACGUUAGUUAAUUCCGCGGAGAAUUGGGAGGACAUUACAACAGCGGAUUUCAGAGAUUUUGAAAGUAUACCUGGAGCUUGUUUAAUUAAUUGGAAAGAACGAGGAUAUGGCAUGAUUUUUGAUAUAAUGAUGAAACGAUAUCCAAAAAUAGAGGAAGAACUACCAAUUAUGUGUAACACUAAAUUAAAUUCAGAAGUUUCUCUAAUUGAUUACUCUAAUCAAAAUGGAAAAGUAAUUAUAAAAACAACAAAUGGAGAUGAAUAUUCAGCAGAUUAUGUAAUUGUCACAUUUUCCAUUGGCGUUUUAAAAGAAAUUCAUAAAUCCCUCUUUAAACCCCAUUUGCCGGAAGAAAAGCAAAAAGCCAUUGAGGGAAUUAAUUAUGGAAACUUGGCGAAGAUUUUUCUCGUUUUUGAUGAACCUUGGUGGACAACAAGCAACGAAUAUACCUUGCUUUGGAAGGACAAAGAUUUUGAAAUAUUUCAGAAAGAUAAAGAAAAGAGUUGGCUACAAGGAUUAAUUGGAUUCUUGCCAGUUGAGCAUAAACCAAAAUUACUCUGCGGUUGGGUGACUGGAAAGCAUUCUCGAGAUUUGGAAGAACUAACGGACGAGCAAGUAUUAAGUCACUGUAUUGAAGUCCUUCACAUAUUCUUUGGUAAAAUUUACAACGUCACUAAACCAACUGGAAUGAUUCGAUCAAUGUGGGACAGUAAUAAACAUUUCAGAGGAACCAACAGUUAUAGAAGUCCAAAAACCGAUCCUGAAGUUUCGAGUUAUAAAAAAAUGUCCGAACCCAUUGGAGCAGAAAAACCAGUUAUUUUAUUUGCCGGUGAAGCUACACAUCCUCGAUACUUUAGUGCCGUUCACGGAGCAAUUGAAUCUGGUUAUAGAGAAGCUGACAGAAUUAUUAAACUCCAUGAAAAUCUUGUGACGAAUUAGAAAACUUUUUAAAAAUAUCGUAUAAUAGUUUUACAAUAAAAGAACUAUAUUAACAAUAUUUUAUUUUCAAUAAUUAAU
Molecule: messenger RNA, 1816 nt
Organism: Leptopilina heterotoma
Lineage: Eukaryota; Metazoa; Arthropoda; Insecta; Hymenoptera; Figitidae
Product: spermine oxidase-like
Exons: 7
Coding region: 152-1738 (528 amino acids)
Molecular function (GO): polyamine oxidase activity
Source: RefSeq, a predicted model, not a curated record